UGCCAAGUAUAAUGAGCUCUCAAGAAUUACCCAAGUUAGUCUUCGUCACGGGCAAUAAGAAUAAACUUCUUGAAGUUCAAGCCAUAUUGAAGGGUGUCAUCGAUGUCGAAUCUCACAAGAUCGAUUUGCCCGAGCUUCAAGGAACAACUGAAGAUAUCGCAAGGCAGAAGUGUAAACUUGCUGCUGAAACGCUCAAUGGCCCUUGUAUUACUGAAGAUACUGCUUUAUGUUUUAAUGCUAUGAAUGGUCUUCCUGGCCCAUAUAUCAAAUGGUUUCAAGAUUCAAUUGGUCAUGCAGGCAUCAAUAAAAUGUUGGAUGGUUUUGAUGAUAGAUCGGCAUAUGCUCUUUGCACUUUUGGUUAUUGUGAGGGCCCUGGACAUGAACCUAUGAUUUUUGAAGGAAGAACCAACGGUAAGAUCGUUCCCUCUCGUGGGCCUUGUACUUUUGGUUGGGAUGCUAUUUUUCAACCAGAUGGUUUUGAUAAAACAUACGCUGAAUUAGAUAAAGAAGUGAAAAAUUCGAUUUCUCAUCGUGGAAAGGCUUUAGAGCUUUUAAAAAAAUUCUUCGCUGAUAGGCAGCAGCAACAAGCUUCAUAAAAUUUUUCUUCACAAUUGCUAUUUCCGCAUAACAGAAGAUAUUAAAUAGCCAUUAUUUCAGCCUAGAAUAAAAGAGAAGGAUGCAAAAUACAAUAUUGGGAUUUGCAUUCUUGGCAGAAAG
Messenger RNA from Mycotypha africana, 717 nucleotides. RefSeq names its product inosine triphosphate pyrophosphatase. The coding region runs from base 12 to 596 and encodes 194 amino acids. Gene Ontology annotation, cellular component: cytoplasm. The record is from RefSeq and is a predicted model, not a curated record. Gene Ontology annotation, biological process: nucleoside triphosphate catabolic process. The transcript has 7 exons. NCBI's taxonomy places the organism in Eukaryota, Fungi, Mucoromycota, Mucoromycetes, Mucorales, Mycotyphaceae. Gene Ontology annotation, molecular function: nucleoside triphosphate diphosphatase activity.